This is a messenger RNA of Elgaria multicarinata webbii, 1283 nucleotides long. RefSeq names its product surfeit 6 (gene SURF6). Gene Ontology annotation, biological process: ribosomal large subunit biogenesis; ribosomal small subunit biogenesis. Gene Ontology annotation, cellular component: nucleolus. The transcript is spliced from 4 exons. The coding region runs from base 108 to 1217 and encodes 369 amino acids. The record is from RefSeq and is a predicted model, not a curated record. Gene Ontology annotation, molecular function: RNA binding; DNA binding. NCBI's taxonomy places the organism in Eukaryota, Metazoa, Chordata, Lepidosauria, Squamata, Anguidae.
UCUUUUUUUGACUUUUUUUCUGCGAGAUCUUUCUGCGGUUUUUUUUUAAAUAAUAAUAAUAAAAAAUCUUUCUUUGACGUUACACCUUCACGGGACCUUGGUCAGAAAUGGCCAGUUUAGUCAACAAAGAUUCCUACUUACAGAAGCUGGCUCAGAAAAUUUGCACCCAGGAAGCCCGUGAGCCACGGAAAAGGAAAUUCGGAACUGCCCCGGGAGAUGGCGGACCCCAGCUGAAAAAGAAGAAGAAGCAACGAAAAAAGUUGAAGAAGCAAGGCAAGAUGGCGGGGACCCCUCCUGGCAAGCAGAUGGCACCUGUGGGAGGCCAGACAUCACCAGCCGGGCCCAAAAACUCAAACGUUAAGAAACCCGCUCCGGAUAUUGCAUCAAGUGUUGGUGGAUCAGAUACCGCUGGGGGGAAAGAGAACGGAAGGCUGAAUACUAGAGUUACAGGCAGCAAGAGCGCUCCCAGCAAUUUUUCGGCAAUGAACCUUUUGCGGCAGAGGCUGCAUGAAAAGAUCCAAGAAGUUUCGGGUCAGGGAAACGCCAAAGACCUGUCCCCAGCUGUGUUGGAGAAGCGGCAGCGGAGGAAGUAUGAGAGGGAGAGGAAGAAACGCAGAAGAAAAGAGUUGCGGAUGAAGGAGAAACUGGAGAAGAAGGAGGCCGCGGAGACCUCGGCAGCGGCUGUUUCGGAGACUCAAGACCAGAAGGACACCAAGGCUAAGAUUGUCUACAAUAAGGUCGAAGUCCACGAGGAGGAAAAGCUGAGCAAAGCCGAGAAGAAGAGAGAAAAGAGGAAGACGAUCAAAGGAAACUUAACUCCGCUGACAGGGAAGAAUUAUAAGCAGCUACUGAGCAGGCUGGAGUCAAGGAAGAACAAGCUGGAGGAGCUGAAGGACAAAGAUGAGGAGAAAGCCAAGGAACUGGAGACCAAGAUGAAGUGGACGAACGUCCUCUACAAAGCGGAAGGCGUCAAGAUCCGGGACGACGAGGAGCGGCUGAAGGCGGCCCUCAAGCGCAAGGAGAAGCGCAAGACCCAACGCCAGAAGCAGUGGGAGAAGCGGACGGAGCAUGUGGUGGAGAAAAUGCAGCGCCGCCAGGACAAACGCCGCAAGAACCUCCAGAAGAAGAAGCAAGCCAAGGUGGAGAAGAAGAAGUCCAAGGCCCGCAAGAAGGGACGCAUCCUGCCCGAGGAUCUGGAGAAAGCUGGCUUUAAGUGAGCUGGACUGGGGUGGGGGCAUAACUAACCCACUUUUUGUAGGAUCCAUAAAACUUGUUUUGUGGAA